CGGGGCGGGGCCCGGACCCCCUCUCGCCCCGCCCCGCAGCGGAGACCAUCCCAGCACAGGCUGUCCAAUGGCGGGUAGCGGGCGGGGCCCGGCACACACCUGCCACCGCCUGGUCUAGGACCAGGCGCGGGAGCCAGUCAAGAACUUGGAAGUCAGAACCCAACCAUCCAAGAUGCUGAGCUCUUCCCAGAGCCCUCAGAAUGGCAUCUGGACGGAGCCCUUCUCUCUGCUUUUGGGUGUUGGCGCUAUCCUCUACUUGGGCUACUACUGGACAUGUGUGCCCCAGAGGCCUCAACUGGUGACCGGGCCCUGGUUUCUGGCCUUCCUGGAGCAACACUGUCCAGUCACUCUGGAGACUUUCUACCCUACGCUAUGGUGCUUUGAGGGGCGGCUACAAACCAUCUUCCGAGUCUUACUGCAGUCUCCGCCUCCAGUCCCUUACUGGAGCGAAGUCCUCCAAACCCCAGAUGGAGGACAGUUCCUGCUAGACUGGGCUAGCCCACACGACAGCAGUCAAUACCCUGACCCCAUUACCCGGCCCACUGUAUUACUGCUUCCCGGUAUCACAGGCAGUAGCCAGGACUCCUACAUCUUACAACUGGUUAACCAAGCUCUGAGGGAUGGCUAUAGAGCUGUUGUAUUUAAUAACCGAGGCUGCCGUGGGGAAGAACUGCUGACCCACAGGGCCUUUUGUGCCAGCAAUACUGAAGAUCUGGAGAUGGUCGUGAACCACAUAAAGCACCGCUAUUCCCAAGCUCCACUCCUGGCCGUGGGCAUCUCUCUUGGAGGGAUAUUAGUGCUGAACCACCUAGCACAAACAGGGCAAGACUCAGGGCUGGUGGCAGCACUGACUCUGUCUUCAUGCUGGGAUUCCUCCGAGACCACUCGCUCCCUGGAGAGCCCACUCAAUUCACUACUCUUCAACCAGCGCCUUGCUGCUGCGCUCUGCAACAUUGUGAACCGAAACAGAAAGGUGAUAGAAAAGGUGGUGAACGUAGACUUUGUGCUACAGGCCCGCACAAUCCGCCAGUUCGAUGAGCGCUACACAGCUGUGGCCUUUGGAUAUCAAGACUGCAUUACCUACUACCAAGCAGCAAGCCCAAGAACCAAGGUAGAUGCCAUCCAGACCCCUGUGCUCUGCCUCAAUGCAGCUGAUGACCCCUUCUCCCCAGUCCAUGCCCUUCCUCUACAGGCUGCCCAACACUCGCCUCAUGUUGCCCUGCUCAUCACAGCCCGGGGUGGCCACAUUGGCUUUCUGGAAGGACUGUUCCCCUGGCAGCACUGCUACAUGAACCGCCUCUUGCAUCAGUAUGCCAAAGCCAUCUUCCAGCACCCAGUGGAGCUGCUCAGUCUCAGAGAGCUCUCACCUUCUGAGGGAGGCAAGAGCUGA
This is a messenger RNA of Hyaena hyaena (striped hyena), 1390 nucleotides long. It is a transcript of the gene ABHD1, whose product is annotated as abhydrolase domain containing 1. The transcript is spliced from 9 exons. Gene Ontology annotation, molecular function: acetylesterase activity; monoacylglycerol lipase activity. Bases 173 to 1390 code for a protein of 405 amino acids. Lineage: Eukaryota; Metazoa; Chordata; Mammalia; Carnivora; Hyaenidae. Gene Ontology annotation, biological process: medium-chain fatty acid biosynthetic process; medium-chain fatty acid catabolic process. The record is from RefSeq and is a predicted model, not a curated record.